Molecule: messenger RNA, 249 nt
Organism: Dentiscutata erythropus
Lineage: Eukaryota; Fungi; Glomeromycota; Glomeromycetes; Diversisporales; Gigasporaceae
Source: the annotation of a GenBank genome assembly
UAUAAAAAAGUCCUUCCCAUGAGCCAAAUAAGAUCUGAGCUUUUAUGUUUACAAAAUAUUGUGACAAUUGACAAGUCAUUAAAAACAUACAAGCAAACUAUUGCUAUUCUGUUUAAACAAAUAAAUCCUAAUGAUGAUAACGAAGAUGAAUUUAUAUUAUCAGAAGAAAAUACUGACAAUGAUGAUAUUGAUACAGAAUACACCAGAGAUAGUGAUCAUAUAGAAGCAGUUAAAUGCGUAGAUGACUAG